This is a messenger RNA of Seminavis robusta, 1281 nucleotides long. The record is from the annotation of a GenBank genome assembly. NCBI's taxonomy places the organism in Eukaryota, Bacillariophyta, Bacillariophyceae, Naviculales, Naviculaceae.
AUGUUACCCCAGCUGUCGGGAAUUCCGGACUCGCCGUUGCAACCGUUCACCUUUUGGCCCGCCGUGCGACAAAAGUUUGGAGAUUUCUACACCAUGGAUUUCCUGGUCUGGGGAACCCCAGCUGGGACCGGAAUGGAAACGAGUCCGUCAGUUUAUGCAGAAGGACUUGCUCCAGGAAUGAUCCAGGUGGCACAGCUCGCAAGUGAAGGGGCCCCGGCCAGCGCUGAAGACUUGAAUGCCUACGUUAAACGAUGUGCCUUCGAUAUGUUCUGCUCCAUCAUGUUUGGCCAACUGACACAAGUGGCAGACCCUUCCACUCCCACAGAACCGGAGAACCAGCAGUUUGUCGCUGGUGCUUCGAGUGUUUUGUCCCUCAGCGUGGAAAUACUGCUGGAUCCCAAAGAGAUUUUGAUGAAUUAUCUUGGAAUGGAGUCGGCCAAAAGUCAGAGAACUUUUGAAGCCUUUGAUGUUUGCUGGGAGAUUGCCCAAAAGAAGAUUGCCUCCUUUGAGGCCAGAAAGAUCGAAAACCAGCUGACGGAUCUUGAGCAAAACUCCUAUCUAGCACGGGCAUUGGACCGCCAAAAGGAGCCCGACGGUGGCGUGAGUGUCAGAGAGGCUCAUGAGGUGGUGUUUGCAGUGGCCAGUUUCUUUCCUGCCGUCGACUCCACUUCCGCCGUUCUGGCGUUGAACAUGUUUCACGUGGCAAGGGAACCACAAGUGCAGGAGAAGCUCUUCUUGGAACUGAAGAAUUCUGUGGAGACGGCUGGUAGCAAAGAUGGUGGCCUCACUGUCGAGGCCCUCUCGAGGCAGAUUGUUCCCUACCUCCAUGCAGUGAUUCGGGAGACACAACGACUCUCGCCAACAUCCGCUCUGUACCUUGUCAAGCAGAUUGACACGGAUGGCAUUGUGGCUCAUGGAACUCCGCUGAGCAAAGGCGACGUUGUGUCUCUGGAAGGCUUCUCGAUUGGCAUGGAUCCGCAGUUCGUAGAAAACCCGGACGAGUUCCGUCCAGACCGGUGGUUGCCCGAGGCUGUAGCAUCGCGCAAAGGAACGCCAAGUGAGAUCAUAGAUCACCCCUUCUUGAAAGAGCCUUUCAGCCAGGGGGCGAGAAAAUGCCCGGGGUCUCGGGUGGCCGCUAAUGAAAUUCAAGUCAUGCUAUCGCAGCUUGUCUUGGACUGGAAGAUGACCUCCCCUAUUGCUUCUUUCGACGAGACUACCUAUUCUAUGUGUUCUGCAGUAGAAGUGAUCUUUCCUCAAUUGACGUUUGAAGCCAGAGUCUAG